ACCUAAUUGCGAGCUACAAAUGCCAAAGUUUGUUUAUGCAACAAAUAUUUUUGUUUUAAUUUCUAAUUGUUGAUUGUUGUUCCUGUUCUUUUGUUAUUAGUUUAGAAUUAUUUUAUAAUGAUGACCGAGUUUCCUUCUGAUAUUAUUCUUAAAAACGAAUCUUUUCCAAAUGAAAGUAACAGCCUAGACUGGCGAUAUGAUGAUCCCAUGCAAAUUUUAAAGAAGUGCGGAGAAAUAGUUUUAAUUGCUAAUAAUAAAUUUUGGAUUGUGUGCACAUUUUGCGAUGAACGUUUUCAUAGUAUUCUAAUCUUUCAAAACCACAUUAAAGGAAUACACAUUAGAGAUGAUGAAAUUGUUCCAUAUUCAAAAAUUGAAAACCCUUUGGAUGUCAAUCCAGACGAAGAAUCCCACAUAAUUAAACAAGAGACAAACCAAAGUAAUGACUUCAAUGGCAGAAUUGAUGAGCCAAAUGUCAAUAGGGACAAAAUCGAGGAAUUCAAUUUUGAUGAACGAGAAGAAGAUCUAGCACCAAUAAGUAUUGAAAACGAGAGGCAUAACAAAGAUGACCAAUCAGACACAGAAGAAACCCACGAGAUAGACAGUCAGUCUGCUAUUGAAAACGAGAAUUUCGCUGAGAAAUCACUUAAUUCUCCGAUUUGCAAAGACAUUACAGAUCCACUUCUAACAAAGGAAAUUCCGAAAAAGAGGAAUCGCAAAAAAAAAGUCUACUCAUGUCCUACUUGCCAGCACAUAGCCCGUGAUAAGAAAACACUAGAAGCUCAUCUACAAUCAAACCAUGGAACUGGAACUCGACAUCAAUGCGAAGAAUGUGGCAAGUGUUUUAGAAACUCAAAUAAUCUCAAGUGUCAUUUAUUCAUACAUUCUGGAAUUCGGCCAUACAAAUGUGAAGACUGUGAUGCAGAUUUUUCUCAUUAUAACAGUCUUAAAAUGCAUCGUUACUUGCACACUGGUGAGCGGCCUCACAAGUGUAAUGUAUGUGGGAAAGGAUUUGUUUCAAGCAGCGGACUGAAAACUCAUUUUCGUGAACACACCGGGGAAACACCUUACGUUUGUGAAUUUUGUGAGAGAGCCUUCGCUAGUAAAUGUUCAUUUAAAAGGCAUAUGAUAAGUCACUCUGGGCGACGAGCUUACGAGUGUCAGGAAUGCAAGAAGGCAUUUUUCCAUAAGGAAACCCUCACCAAACACAUGGUGUGCCAUACAAAUGAUAAAAAAUUUGCAUGUGAUAUUUGUUCAAAGAAAUUUAAUCACAAAAAGAAUUUAGUGCAGCACCAAAAAUUACAUUCAAAUAUAAAACAGUAUAUUUGUAAGAUAUGCAGCAAGGAGUUUGCCCAGUAUGCGGGUUUAUAUUCACAUAUGAAGUAUCACAAAGAUAUAUAGUGAAAUGGUAUCUAGCUUUAAUAUUUUUUAUGGUUCCAAUAAAAUUGAUUUUUAAUUUAAAAAAUUGAUUUUGCUUUCAUUUUUGAAGGAAAAACAUAUCAAAAUAGAAGUUUCCCUAUGUGAAGGAUUAUAAGAAAUUGUUUGAAUUUGUAAUUUUUCCCAGGCACUCAGA
Eupeodes corollae is the source of this 1570-nucleotide messenger RNA. RefSeq names its product zinc finger protein 501-like. The coding region runs from base 118 to 1398 and encodes 426 amino acids. Lineage: Eukaryota; Metazoa; Arthropoda; Insecta; Diptera; Syrphidae. Gene Ontology annotation, biological process: regulation of DNA-templated transcription. The transcript has a single exon. The record is from RefSeq and is a predicted model, not a curated record. Gene Ontology annotation, molecular function: DNA-binding transcription factor activity, RNA polymerase II-specific; RNA polymerase II cis-regulatory region sequence-specific DNA binding.